AUGUCAGAUCUGUUCGUCGAGUUGACUGCGCCGAAUGGCCACAAAUAUAAGCAGCCGCGAGGCCUCUUCAUCAACAAUGAGUUCGUGAAGUCACUUUCCGGAGAAACGAUCACGAGUAUUAAUCCGAGCAACGAGAGCGAGAUAGCUUCAGUCUAUGCGGCAGGACCGGAAGAUGUCGACAGGGCAGUAGCGGCCGCGCGGCAAGCAUUCAGAGAUUCAUCAUGGCGCGACAUGGACACCAAUGCGCGAUCAGACCUCCUGUUCAAGUUCGCUCAGUUGAUCGAGCAACACAGGGAGACGCUUGCAACUAUUGAGACCUGGGACAACGGCAAGCCGUACCAAGUCUCAUUGAAUGAUGAUCUUGGGGAAGUAAUUAGCACGAUCAAAUAUUACGCUGGUUACGCGAACAAGAUACAUGGACAGGUCAUCGACACUUCGCCAGCAAAGCUAGCGUACGUAGUACGGGAACCGCUGGGAGUUUGCGCUCAGAUCAUCCCAUGGAAUUUCCCACUGGCUAUGGCAGCAUGGAAACUGGGCCCUGCCUUGUGCACGGGUAACACUGUAGUUAUGAAGGCCGCCGAACAGACACCCUUAUCCAUUCUGUACCUGGCAUCGUUGGUCAAGGAGGCCGGGUUCCCGCCCGGUGUCAUCAACAUACUGAACGGUGAAGGCCGAAAGGCUGGUGCAGCAUUGGCCCAACAUCUGGAUGUUGACAAGAUUGCCUUUACUGGAUCGACUGCCACUGGAAAGGAGAUCAUGAAGAUGGCCGCUGUGAACAUGAAGAAUAUCACCCUGGAGACCGGCGGAAAAUCACCUCUGCUGGUCUUUGACGACGCCGACUUGGACCAGGCAGUCAAGUGGUCGCAUGUAGGUAUCAUGUACAACCAAGGCCAGGUCUGCACAGCAACCUCCCGGAUCCUUGUUCAAGAAGGCAUCUACGAUAAAUUUGUUGAAUCAUUCAAGGAAUACGUUUCCAAGGCUUCCGUAGUUGGCGACCCAUUCAAAGACGACACGUUCCAAGGCCCACAGGUCACCAAGACACAGUAUGAGAAGGUGCUUUCGUACAUUGAGGCCGGAAAAUCUGAUGGAGCGAAGCUGGUCGCUGGAGGCGAAGCUUUCAAAGACGUAGGGGGCAAAGGCUUCUUCAUCGCACCUACUAUUUUCGCCGAUGUCAAAGAUGACAUGAGGAUAUACCGCGAAGAGGUGUUCGGUCCGUUUGUAGUGAUUUCCUCCUUUAAGACAGAAGAGGAAGCCAUCGAACGCGCGAAUGACACAACGUACGGACUGGGAGCUGCCCUAUUCACUCAGGACAUUACAAAGGCACACACCGUUGCCAGACGGAUCGAGGCAGGGAUGGUCUGGAUUAACUCAAGCAAUGAUUCGGACGUACGCGUGCCGUUUGGCGGUGUCAAGCAGAGCGGUAUUGGACGAGAGCUUGGAGAAGCUGGUCUAGAGGCAUAUACCAACAGGAAGGCCAUCCACGUCAACCUUGGUAGCAGACUAUGA
Didymosphaeria variabile is the source of this 1506-nucleotide messenger RNA. RefSeq names its product mitochondrial aldehyde dehydrogenase. Lineage: Eukaryota; Fungi; Ascomycota; Dothideomycetes; Pleosporales; Didymosphaeriaceae. The coding region runs from base 1 to 1506 and encodes 501 amino acids. The record is from RefSeq and is a predicted model, not a curated record. The transcript is spliced from 4 exons. Gene Ontology annotation, molecular function: oxidoreductase activity, acting on the aldehyde or oxo group of donors, NAD or NADP as acceptor.